UCCCGGAGUGAUUGACCAUCGUCAGAAGUGAGCAUCGGAUACAACGACAGAAGAAAUCCCGGAGUGAUUGACCAUCGUAGGAAGGAAGUAUCGGCAACUGAUACCGAGGAUAAAGCGACACCUGCUGGAAUGUUUCUGAACGGCUAUAAAAGUGCAUCUUCACCGGCUGUGAUGGAAACCGUGACCACGGCAGUGGGCUCACAGCGGACUCCCACAGCUCAGCCGUUAAAGAAUACUCAUCGUCACCGUAAAAUCCCAAGGUGUGCCCAAAGGACCAUACAGAAAAGAAAGCGCUUGUUCUCGGGGCAGGCUGCAAACCCUUCAGAGCAUCAGGGGUGUAAGGAGACGGACCAGCCCAGUAACCUGGCAGAUACAACCGAGCCUCUGCAGAAGAGACCAAGAACAGGAAGAAGUCCAGAGGAACCCGCUACCCAACCUAUUAUACGUCUUUCCAAAUCACAUUGGACGAAGGCGUAUUUGGAAGGAGAACUGCUGGGUGCAGGAGGAUUUGGCUGUGUGUUUGCUGGGAUACGGAAAGAAGACGGAUUGCCAGUUGCAAUCAAGUUUGUCUCCAAGAUGAUGCCGUAUGAAAAACUGCAGCUUACAGAAUAUGGAUGGCUCCCCGUUGAGAUAGCGCUGAUGGUCCUUGCGAACAGCAAACCUUGCUCAAAAAUCCUCAAGAUUCUGGACUGGUACGAAGAGCGAAAACGCUACGUUGUCAUUCUGGAACGGCCUGAACCAUGUCUGGACCUCGAGGAAUUCUCCAGCAAGCAAGGUGGAUGUUUGACGGAGUCCGAGGCUUGCAUUGUGAUGUGGCAGCUGAUGGUGGCGCUGAAGCAUUGUAAGAGCCAGGGGAUACUGCACCGUGAUGUCAAGCCAGAAAACAUCCUGAUUCAGACCAACACGUGGCAAGUCAAGCUGUUUGACUUUGGUUGCGGAGACCUCGUCAAAGACUCCUACAAUUACUUUGCAGGCACACGUCAAUAUGCCCCUCCUGAGUGGUUCGUACAGGGGCAGUAUCGGGCAGACCCAGCUACCGUCUGGUCUGUGGGCGUGACGCUGUACAGGCUGGUGUGUGGCUGUCUGCCUUUCAGGACCCCUGAGGAAACCAAAACUGGCCAUUUGUUCUUCCCCGAAAGUCUGUCUCAAGGCAAGAAAGUACAAAGACUGAUAAGCUAUGGACUAAUUAAUAGCAGACUGAACUAUACCUUAUACACAGACUUGAGCAGAGAAAGAAAGUGCAGCGAUCUGAUCCGUUGGUGUCUGAGCCCCGAUGCAGAAGACAGACCCAGCCUGCAGCAAAUAGAGCUUCACCACUGGUUUAACUUACCAGAUUAG
Molecule: messenger RNA, 1338 nt
Organism: Hemibagrus wyckioides
Lineage: Eukaryota; Metazoa; Chordata; Actinopteri; Siluriformes; Bagridae
Product: serine/threonine-protein kinase pim-1-like
Exons: 7
Coding region: 130-1338 (402 amino acids)
Biological process (GO): regulation of mitotic cell cycle; protein autophosphorylation; negative regulation of apoptotic process
Cellular component (GO): cytoplasm
Molecular function (GO): ATP binding; protein serine/threonine kinase activity
Source: RefSeq, a predicted model, not a curated record